Molecule: messenger RNA, 891 nt
Organism: Cutaneotrichosporon cavernicola
Lineage: Eukaryota; Fungi; Basidiomycota; Tremellomycetes; Trichosporonales; Trichosporonaceae
Exons: 2
Coding region: 1-891 (296 amino acids)
Biological process (GO): tRNA processing
Cellular component (GO): nucleolar ribonuclease P complex
Source: RefSeq, a predicted model, not a curated record
AUGGUCCGCAAACCGCAGAAGGGCCCGGCCCUAAUCAACCGUGACCACCUCGAGCGCGCGCAUUUCGCUCUCCAGGCCAGCGUGUUUCUUCAGGAGCUCGCUGCUUCCGCUUCUUCCGACUCCCUUCCCGCUCCGGACACGAAAGGGAAAGGGACAGGCCGCGAGACAGUGGCGGACUUUGCCCGCCUCGCGCAGAACAACAUGCGGUCUUUCCGCCGGUGGACGGUGCACAACCUUGUCAAGCUCGACCCCUCCGUCAAGCAUGCGCUGUGCGCUUGCAACACCGUCCUCGUCCCCGGCCUCACCGCGAGUGUCCGCGUACGCCCAAGCGCGGCACACGGGAACAUUGUCCACACGACAUGCGGAUGUGGGCGCAGAGUCGGGGUGCCUGCGGCGCCAUGUGGACCUAGCACAGACGGGGCACAGGCAAGAGAAGGCGGAGGGUCACUUGAUGGGCCGGUACGAGGUGCUCGUCGGGCGCGCCUCGCUCGCAAGGUUCCAUUCCACCGGAGAGAACGGGUUGGUGUCGACGACGACGUGGAGGAGCCGACGAAGAAGAAAAAGGCCAAGGUGGCGGGACCUCUACGAGAGGGACACGUACUCUGGGCCGGAGGGGAUCGGGUGAGCGGGUGGGGAGUGACGUCCGAUGAGCCCCAAACCGCACCACUCGAGGAGGCGGACAGUUCACAGCCCGAGGCCCUGGCACAAGCGAAGCCCGCACCCCAACCGAAGCAACCACCCCAACCGAAGCAACCCAAACAGAAGAAGCAGAAGCAACAACCACAACAGCAGAAGCAGGCAGACCGAGGCCAGAAAAAGAAGGAGGAAAAGGAGAAGCAGGAGAAAGCCCUCACACCCGAAGAGCUCGAGGAGCUCGCGAACAACGGCUAG